CCUGAUAAUAAACAUUUCCAAUAUGGCGGCGCCCAUGAAAAUAAUUUUGACAGAAACGUUGUGUUCAAGAAAAUUGGCACUCGCCAGCGUGCUUUGCAGAAACAUUUCCGCAUCAACCUCAAACCAAAAGAAGAAAACAACCCAUUUGGAGUGCCAUCCACCUGAAGAUGUGGCAAGGGACUGGAUCGGGCCUCCAGACAAGGUUUCAAACAUCCGUCAGCUGAAGCUGCACAAAGCAGAGAAUGAGACCAUGGCACAGAGGGAGUAUAGGGAGCAGCAGGAGGUCACACGGCACUGGCACCACCAGUUCUGGGAGAAGCAUAAUAAAGACUUUUUUGCUCAGAAGGAGGUGUUCACUCAACAGCGGCUGGCUGAGAAGGCCGAGAAGGGACAUGACGAGAAGAUAACUCCAGAGGAGUUGUCCGAGUUCUAUAAGAAAUUCCUGGAUGAAAACUACAAGGCGCACAUACAGUAUAACAAGGAAUGGUACAAGAAGAAUAUGUCUUUGCUGUGGUCAGCUUUCAAGGUAGCUGUUACAAAUUUAAAUCCAAGAAGAAAGCAAGAAAAGACUAGCCAGAAUAAUACUUGAUGGACAAUACAAUUGCUUUCAACUCGUUUGUUAUAAAAUGAAUAAAGCUCAGUGUAUUGUGA
This is a messenger RNA of Mya arenaria, 651 nucleotides long. RefSeq names its product COA8 family protein CBG23705, mitochondrial-like. NCBI's taxonomy places the organism in Eukaryota, Metazoa, Mollusca, Bivalvia, Myida, Myidae. Gene Ontology annotation, cellular component: mitochondrion. The transcript has 4 exons. The record is from RefSeq and is a predicted model, not a curated record. Gene Ontology annotation, biological process: intrinsic apoptotic signaling pathway. The coding region runs from base 23 to 589 and encodes 188 amino acids.